AUGAGCGACCUGUGGCAGAUACCGGGCGAGGGUGUUCAAGAGUGCCCGUGUUCUAAAUGUGCUCCCGGAAAGGUCCCGCAGCUCGUACGUACGAUACGAAAUCAUCUCAAGGCAGAUGCGUCCAGGGCCCUUGAGUCUACCUCUGUAUCGCGUGCUUUGAAAGAAGAGCUCCUCGAAGAUGAUCUACCCGGUCCCGCUGACAGCAAGAGUGAUAGGGGUUCUUCGCCCACUGGCUCGGACUCGUACAGACAGUCUCCCUUCGGCGCAGACACAGAGGGUUUCACGGACCCGGAUAGGACUCAUACCCCUGCACCUUCGCCAGCCCGAUCUACUUCGGGACAUCCAUUGGACGAGACGACCAACUUCAAUGGCGCAGACGAGUGGCCUCAAUUCUUGGAUGGCGACGAGUUCAUUGGUCCUGGUGCCGAGCACGAACUCCAACACGAUAGCGGAGGUGCAGACGACUUUGUCGGACAUGUUACUGUGCCACCCAUAGAUCUCACCAGCAUUGAUGACGAAGACAAAGACGGGGAUCGCGUCGACCUGUCUCAAGAUCCCCUCUUUCGCCUCAAUGACCUGGAUGAGUACCUUCGAGCGUGCGCAGCCGAUCUCGACGAUGGAGACCCGGAAGGGUCCAUACCUCCGGCCUUCGACGAGCACCCAUCUAUACGAAAUGCAUAUAUACACGCAUUCGUCAUGGGUGCAUUCCACGGAUGUGGCCAAGACGUCGUUCGUCAGCAUCUUGUUGCUCAACGAGGCUCCCUGCUAGACUCGCUUGAGAGGCGCCCCGACGAUCCUGACGGACAAAAACUACGCGAGGAUCUCGCCAAGAUGGCGAUGACCAUGCGGUCGGUGGAGAAGCGCCUGCACGUUGAUCCUGACAGUGCUAUCGUGUACUACGCCAUAUUCCCUAGGUGCUGGGCUCGCUACAGCAUGCUUGAGUUGGCCGAACUCGAAAGCGACGAAUGCUCCCGCACUCCAGGCUGUUCGGCUACUUUAUUUCGGACAAAGCGCACCACGACGUACGGAAAUAAGCGCUACCCACUCAAGAUACUUGCAUACCACCCUCUUCGCCGCGCGCUGCGCUUGGUUCUUCGCCGCCCGGGCAAACGGGAGGAGUGUCAAGCCUGGCGAGGUGGCGACGACCAUGGACUGGCCGCUCCGUUGAGUCCUGACGAAUGGCGCGCAUCGCUCGAUCCCUCGCGUAAGCUCACGGACAUCCACGACGGUUGGUUCUGGCGCGUAUUGCGUGCAAAUGCGCGCCGCGUUUGGAAUCCGGAUACGGCGACAGUCAACGAUGUUCCCGCAGAUGGGAACAUGGACUUUCUGCGCUUCGUCUCGCUUCCGUGUGGGCUCGUAAUCGGGAUCUUUGUUGACUGGCUUCAAGUCCGCAAACGGGGUGCACAUUCAUCGGGUGCAGUCAUCGGGUGCAUUGAGAACCUGCCACGAUCUAUACGCUUUCUCCGGGAGAAUCUACUUCUCUUGUUUACGAUUCCUGGCCCGGGAGAGCCGGACUGGGAGGGUAUGAACCGCAUCCUGGAUGUAAUGGUUGCCGAGUUUCUGGAGCUUGAGUCUGGCGAGCUGUUUGAUGUUCAUGGCCAUCCUGAGCCCAAGCCUGUACACGCGACGUGCCCAUUGACUACGUCCGAUACCCCGGCAAGAGGGAAGACCUCUGGUUAUGUCCCACCGACCACGGAGAAGCAUAUGUGCUAUGUCUGCGACAAGACAUUCUCGAGUCUGACCCAAGCCCACUGCUUCGAUAGAAAGACAUUCAAUUACACCUCUGCCGAAGUCCUUCUGAGCGCGAAGUUUCGAGCACGCGAUGCUGCUGCUCGAGGUGACAAAGAGACAGUGAAGGAGAUAGCAGACAAUCCCGGAGUUCAUUAUGCUGCAGUCGAUCUCCUGCCCAAUUGGCAUCUUCCAUUCAGUACCCCUAUGGAACCGAUGCACUGUCUGAGUGGGAUCAUCGCAGAUGUCCAGAAGACGAUCUUGGUCAAUGGUGGCAUGUACAAUGGGACUGGCAAGAGGAACGAGAUCACGCCGCUCGCCAAGCUUGAGUCGUGGCUCGACAACCUCUGGGUUCCUGGUACAAUGGGGCGGCUCAGUUUGAGCAUCGCGGCUGGAACUGGGCGCCCCAAGUGUGAUGACUGGCGCAACUUUGCUACUGUCAUGCCUGUCGGUGUCGCGAUCGCGUGGAAUAUGUGGGAUCGCGCUAUAACUGAAGACGCGCCUGAGCCGACACGUAAGAAGUCGAAGGCAAAGGAGAAUCAAGAACGAAGCGAGAGGCUUGUCCGUCAACGCCGUGUCAAGGCACGCGCACAGGAUGGUGAAGCAGAUCUGGACGAUCUGGACCUCGAAGCUCUCGAAGAUAACCAUAUGAGCAAGAACUAUCAUAACCACUAUCGCAAUGUUCUGCGCAUGUGUGCAGGUCUUCGGCAGCUCUGGACGCGUACUACAUAUCUCGACGAUGCAGAAGAAGGGCAAAAGUAUCUAUCUCAAGCUUUCCAGUCUUGGGCGAACAUGGGUUGUCAUCUGAAGCCUAACUUCCAUCUCGCCUGUCAUUCUCUCGAGUGGAUUGAGUGCUUCGGAACCUUCUACGCAUUCUCUGCAUGGGCAUUCGAGCGUUGCAUGGGUAUACUAUCUAAGUUCAAGACGAACAAUCGCUCUGGUGGUGAACUCGAGUGUACUCUGAUGCGUGCAUGGUGGAAUACUAUCCUCUGUCAAGAUCUUAUCCGUCACAUGCAGGAUAUGGAGGACAAGUCUCCGGGAGAUGAAGCUGCUAUUGAGGCUCUCUUAUCUGCCAUGCGAGGCGGUGCUGAGACGGAGCGUCAGCGUGGUACUCUCUUGAACUAUCUUGCUUCAGUUGGCCAGGAUGCCAAUACAGAGUCUAUCAAGUUCCCCAAGUACAAGGCGAAGGUUGACAUCGAGGCGCUCGAUCUUUACCAGCCACUCCUCCGUUACAUCCAGGAUCUGUGGCCCGAAUGCAAUAUCGUGCGGUACGGUGGCCUGAGCGAGGGUCGCACAGUCUUUCUACCAGAGCACGUGAAAGCCUAUUCGACUAUCAGGGUGAACAGUGUCAAGUACGGAGCAAGCACCCACCCGUACGGUACAAAGCACUGUUACGGGUAUAUGGAGCGACGUCAGGCUGUUGCGCUUGACUGGAUAUACCGGAUCUCACUCUCGGAGGAGCUCACAGCGAACGUCGCGGUCGUUCGCCCAUUCAUGCACGACGACCGAAUCCCUCGUGCACCCUGGGACAUGUGGAAUGUGGACCUUGGGAUACAGAUGUGGGGCAUUGACCUGGGAGAAACCGAGCUGCAGCCAUGA
Molecule: messenger RNA, 3327 nt
Organism: Peniophora sp. CBMAI 1063
Lineage: Eukaryota; Fungi; Basidiomycota; Agaricomycetes; Russulales; Peniophoraceae
Source: the annotation of a GenBank genome assembly